Messenger RNA from Perognathus longimembris pacificus (Pacific pocket mouse), 783 nucleotides. It is a transcript of the gene Neurog2, whose product is annotated as neurogenin 2. The transcript has a single exon. Gene Ontology annotation, molecular function: protein dimerization activity. Bases 1 to 783 code for a protein of 260 amino acids. The record is from RefSeq and is a predicted model, not a curated record. Lineage: Eukaryota; Metazoa; Chordata; Mammalia; Rodentia; Heteromyidae.
AUGUUUGUCAAAUCCGAGACCGCGGAGCUGAAGGAGGAGGAGGACGUGUUGGUGCUGCUCGGCUCAGCCUCCCCAGCCUCCGCCACUCUGACCCCGCUGUCCUCCAGCGCCGGCGAGGAGGAAGAGGAGGAGGAGGACGACGAGGAGCCGGGCGCCCCGGGCAGGGCGCGGGGCAAACUCGGAGCUGAGGCCGGGCCGGGGGCGCGGGGCAGGGCCAUCGCGGGGGCCGGGCUUUGUCGUCCCACCCAAUUAUUGGGCCUGGUCCAUGAGUGCAAACGGCGUCCGUCUCGAGCUCGCGCCGUCACCCGCGGGGCCAAAACGGCCGAGACGGUGCAGCGCAUCAAGAAGAGCCGGAGGUUAAAAGCCAACAACCGCGAGCGCAACCGCAUGCACAACCUGAACGCGGCGCUGGACGCGCUGCGCGAGGUCCUGCCCACCUUCCCCGAAGACGCCAAGCUCACCAAGAUCGAGACCCUGCGCUUCGCCCACAACUACAUCUGGGCUCUCACCGAGACCCUGCGACUGGCCGACCACUGCGGGGCCGGCGCCCUCUCCUUCUCCGAGGCGGUGCUGCUGAGCCCCGGGGGCGCCGGCGGGGACAGCCCUUCGCCCGCUCCCACGUGGAGCUGUAGCCACAGUCCCGCGUCGCUGGCUUCGCCGUCCUCGUCGUCGUCGCCCACCUCCUCCAGCUCCACGUCCCCGUACAGCUGCACUUUAUCGCCCGCCAGCCCCGCAGGCUCCGACAUGGACUACUGGCCAACUCCACCUCUCCCCUUCCCCUAG